Molecule: messenger RNA, 297 nt
Organism: Staurois parvus
Lineage: Eukaryota; Metazoa; Chordata; Amphibia; Anura; Ranidae
Source: the annotation of a GenBank genome assembly
GCAGUCUCUGGUCAUCCCCUGCACUGUGGUCCGCAGUCUCUGGUCAUCCCCUGCACUGUGUCGGCAGUCUCUGGUCAUUCCCUGUUACUGUGUCCGCAGUCUCUGGUCAUCUCCUGUACUGUGUCCGCAGUCUCUGGUCAUCUCAUGUACUGUGUCCGCAGUCUCUGGUCAUCCCACUGUACUGUGUUUUUCUGCAGUCCAUUGGUUCAGAAUAUUUUUUUUUCUUGUUUUUCACCACUAAAACCUAGGUGCGUCUUAUGGUCAGGUGCGUCUUAUGGAGCGAAAAAAUACGGUAUA